UCCUGCUCUCAGAAGUGAUUAAGGAGCCAGGCUCCAAAGAAGAUUAAAGGAGCAGUCUGUGGGAUACACUGGGAAGCGGUUCAGAACUCUACUCUGAGUUCAACCACCCCACUCGCUAAAACUCAGCAGCCAUGGACCUUGAGCCAGGGAGCAGUGAGGAUGAGCAUCCAGAAAGUCCUAGGCUGACCAACCCUCUGUGGAAGGACAGAGAAGAAAUCAACAGAGACGAAGUUCAUCAGGAUGCUCAGACCCAGCUCCCCUCCCUUGUGGUGGAAGCUUCAGAGGUAAGUGAAGAGAGCGGGGAGCUCCAGUGGCCGCACGAGGAGCUGCUGUUGCUCACUGAUGAGAGAGAAGAGGCCCAGGUCUGCUUCCAGGACCAAAGUGAAGAGCCAGGCUGGACAUGGAGCCCACUGGACCCCAGAUCUCCUCUAAGAACCAUUAACCCACAACUCAGCUGGGGGCAGGAACAGGUAGAGCAAGAUGCCUGUUGGGUUCCUGAGGACGCAGAGUGUCAGGAAGCACCCAAUGCCUGUCCGCUCUGGGAUCCUACAGGCUUCCAUGUCGGCAGAAGCCAGUAUGUGGAAUACCCCCAUCUCCUGCCUCCCAGGAGCUUUGAGGCACUCAUUCUGGGCCUGGGCCUGCUCGAUGUUUCAGCUAUCGCUGUAUGCAAUCCAUAA
Molecule: messenger RNA, 677 nt
Organism: Phyllostomus discolor (pale spear-nosed bat)
Lineage: Eukaryota; Metazoa; Chordata; Mammalia; Chiroptera; Phyllostomidae
Gene: LBHD1
Product: LBH domain containing 1
Exons: 4
Coding region: 132-677 (181 amino acids)
Biological process (GO): positive regulation of DNA-templated transcription
Cellular component (GO): nucleus
Source: RefSeq, a predicted model, not a curated record